Diaporthe citri is the source of this 726-nucleotide messenger RNA. RefSeq lists its product as uncharacterized. Bases 1 to 726 code for a protein of 241 amino acids. Lineage: Eukaryota; Fungi; Ascomycota; Sordariomycetes; Diaporthales; Diaporthaceae. The record is from RefSeq and is a predicted model, not a curated record. The transcript has a single exon.
AUGUACUUUGGAAUACUCCCCAGAGACGAAUCGCCUGGCCACGGUGGCAGCCAGACAUUAAUAAUCGCUAUCUCUGUCGGGGUUGGAGUUGCAAUCGUCGUCUCUGCAACACUCGUCGGACUACAAGUCCUCAGUCGUCGACGCAAGGCCAAGCGACGAUUCAGAGAGGCCCGCCUACGCGACCCGAGCCUGACUUGGGACGAACACGACCGCAGGUGCAAGCUCACUCGCUCGCGAUUGGUGGUCGAAGAGGAGAUGCAACGGCACAAGAUUAUCCGAAAGACCCAACAGAGCCGGGCAUCAGACCGGAAGGAACCUGCCCAAGCAGGCAACAGAUGGACGAGACCCAGUCGCUCACGCUCGAAGACGUGGCAGGGGCGGGCAAAAAGCAAUGAUACGGACGUGGAAGUCGGCCCUGAGCUUGAGGAGCGGUGUCUGGACUGGGGGUCCGCCGAGGCGCACGUGUUGCGGACCUUCCAGGUAUUGAAUGGGAAGAAACAUCCGUCCCACAGGCCGCGGCGAAGUGAAGACGACGGCAAUGUGCCUCGACGACCUCCCACCAUCCGACUGAAAACCCCACCUCUAUUUUCGCACCCGAUGUUCAGGACAUCAGACCCGCCGAAGCAUCUGAGUCUUCCUACCGAGCUGAUCCGCAUCCAUACUGACCCGGGGCCCACUUUCAGCUCGAGUAUGGCGGCGCACAAGUCACGAGACGAUGUGGCAUGA